AUGGCCAUAUCACUGCUGCCCAAAGAACUCCGCUUACAAAUUUGGGCCAAUGUAUACUUCAACGAACCACCUCGGCUAGUGGCUUUGGAAACCAAGCCUCACGAUGAGGGGCACGACGAGCAGCACUUUUGUCCACGAUAUUGCCCCAGCUCGGCUCCCAUAGCCGUGAACCUGUGCCGGGAGUCGCGUACAGAAGCCCUUUAUCAGGCCACCAAGGCGAACCAUAUCGUCCAUCUCCCAACUGGACUCGCAGGAACCAGUUGUGACGAUUUCUAUUUCCGCGUCGACACAGACAUUCUACUGCUUCAGCUCCAUGGGCCGCGCGUGAAACACUACGAUGAUUCACCAGAAGUGGGUUUGUUGGCUCAUUUUCUCCUUGCGACUGGCUGCCAUCCAACAAAACUGAGAAAUAUUGCCAUAACAAAAGUUAUUCUACACGGGUUUCGAGACGGCAGUCUGUCCAAUGUUUUGCGGAGUUUUCCCAACAUCUCACGCAUGGUCAUGAUGCUGACAGAAAACAUUUGGGACAACGAUGCACAGAAAGAACUGUUUGUUCGUGCAGCUGCGCGAAUAGUACGUAUGUACAAACUCGAUCUCAUGAACCACGCUCGCACCUCGGGUGAAAUAUACAAAGCACAUCCCUUUGAUGUCGACUUUGCCACGCUUCGUUGUGGGCAUCUAGAUAUAGUUCCCAAGGACGUGUGGAGAGACUGGAGCGAUGGCGGCGACGAGUGGGCGACACUAGAUAAUUCCGAGCCCUUUUGGUAA
This is a messenger RNA of Bipolaris zeicola 26-R-13, 768 nucleotides long. RefSeq lists its product as uncharacterized. The record is from RefSeq and is a predicted model, not a curated record. The coding region runs from base 1 to 768 and encodes 255 amino acids. Lineage: Eukaryota; Fungi; Ascomycota; Dothideomycetes; Pleosporales; Pleosporaceae. The transcript has a single exon.